Messenger RNA from Helianthus annuus (common sunflower), 552 nucleotides. RefSeq lists its product as uncharacterized. The coding region runs from base 1 to 552 and encodes 183 amino acids. NCBI's taxonomy places the organism in Eukaryota, Viridiplantae, Streptophyta, Magnoliopsida, Asterales, Asteraceae. The record is from RefSeq and is a predicted model, not a curated record. The transcript has 2 exons.
AUGGAUGGUGACGAGAAUACCGCCUUUUUUCAUAGACUCAUUAACAACAGGAAAAGUGCUAAUGGUAUUCCAGGGUUGCUCAUUGAUGGGGUUUGGGUGGAUAAGCCAAAAAUUAUAAAGAAAGAGGUUCUUGGCUUCUUUAGAAACCAUUUUGAGGAGAAAGUUCAUUCUAGGCCUUCUUUGCUUUGCCCGGGAGUGAAGAGAUUAACGGAAGCGGGGGCGAAUCUUCUAUCGGGGAUCUUUACGGCUAAGGAAAUCAAGGAGGCAGUUUUAGAAUAUUUCAAGGAGGUGUUAUCCCACUUUUAUAUUUCGGGCUCCAUUGACAAGAGUUGCAACACGUCUUUUAUAACUCUUAUUCCGAAGGUUAAGGACCCGAUUGGGUUGAACGACUACCUGUCCAUUAAUCUAAUUGGGAUUAUUAGCAAAGUUAUAUCGAAGAUUUUGGCGAAUCGUGUGAAGAAAUUUAUUCGAAAUAUUAUAUCUGAGACCCAAUCGGCGUUUGUUAAAGAUAGAUAUAUCCUUGAUAGCCCUUUGGUGCUUAGUGAGAUAUGA